GCUAGCUCUCAGCAGCGCUCCUGAGCCGCUGAGGCUGCGAAAAGUGAGAGGCGGUGAGCUCGCGUGUGCCAUCGGCGCGGGACCGGAGGAAGCAGAUCGGGGACGGGCUCCAGAGGGGCGUCUUCGGACCGCGCUGACCCGCGUGCCACUAUCUCACUACCCUGCUGUGUCAGCUCAUCUGUUGGAGUCCAGCUCAUGCAGAAGACCAGGUGAAACACCCCCCCUCGUGGAACUAAGUAACUACCGGAUUCUUGCCCACUGUUGGGUUAGUUGGACUGCAGACUUGCUGUCCCAGGAGAAGAUGGGAAAAGGUUGCAAGGUUGUCGUUUGUGGGCUGUUGUCCGUUGGGAAAACUGCAAUUUUGGAGCAACUCCUUUAUGGGAAUCACACUAUUGGCAUGGAAGACUGUGAAACGCUGGAAGACGUGUACAUGGCAUCUGUGGAGACAGACCGUGGGGUGAAGGAGCAGCUGCACUUGUACGACACCCGAGGCCUGCAGGAAGGCGUGGAGCUGCCUAAGCACUAUUUCUCAUUUGCCGACGGCUUCGUUCUCGUGUACAGCGUGAAUAACCUCGAGUCCUUCCAGAGAGUGGAGCUUCUGAAGAAAGAGAUUGAUAAGUUCAAAGACAAAAAGGAGGUGGCAAUCGUUGUGUUAGGAAACAAACUGGACCUUUCUGAGCAGAGGCAAGUGGACGCUGACGCAGCACAACAGUGGGCUAGAAGUGAGAAGGUGAAGCUCUGGGAGGUGACGGUGACGGACCGCAGGACGCUGAUUGAGCCCUUCACACUACUGGCCAGCAAGCUUUCCCAGCCCCAGAGCAAAUCUAGCUUCCCUCUGCCAGGGAGGAAAAACAAAGGGAACUCCAAUUCCGAAAACUGAGUCAAGCCUUGAAAUGUCUCUAGCAUGACACAGGGUUCCGAUUUAAUGUGGCUCUUCACAAACCUCCUCUGGGCCUUAGGGAACCCCUAAGUGGUAACUUAAUGCACUUUAAUGCAAGCUACUGGUUUGCUGCUGUUGGACAUUAUUUUGUCUUUAUUUGAAACCUGCUCUUAAAAUCGAGUUUUGUUAUUCUGCACCUGUCAGUAAUAAUAAACGUUAGAGUAUGCAGUGUACCAUGGGAAGGAACCCUUCCAGCUUGUCAGGGACUCUCAUACUCAUUGUAGUUUUAUGCACAUGCCUUGGCGUGACCAUAAGUCAUUACUGUGUGUGUGGAGUUGGCUUUCUCCUUCCAUCUACGCAUGAAUUUCAGGGCUGUAACUCAGGUGGCCUGGCUCGCCUGGCAAAGCACCUUCUCCACUGAGUCAUCUUAACAGGCCCAGAAUUCCGUUUUAAAAACGUUGACUACUCAGGGCUGGGGAGAUUGCUCAGUAGCUAAGAUUGAAGCUCUCACAGAAGAGCCAGGUCCAGUUUAUAGCACCUACAUGGUGGCUCAUAACCACCUAUAAGAGAGUCCAAAGGAUUCAGUGUCUUCCCUUGGUUUCUUCAGACAUUGCAUGCAGUUAGUGCUCAUGUACAGAUGCAGGGAAAACCAUACACACGUAGAAUGAUAGCUAAACUUUUUUAAAGGUUAAUUAUCUAAUAUCUCAGAUUAUAAAGCUUGGCAGUGGCUUUCUUUGUGCAGCUAAAUUGUGCCAAUGACGACAAUCUGGACCUCUGAGUUAAACUCUCAUUUCACGGAGGCUUUGCUGACAGACCACAUGUGGUUUUGCGUCGCUCGCUCUGUUAAGUAUAAUCGAUCGUAGGUUAGCAUGAGUAGCUUCUGUAUUCAGAGCCCUGUCUUUAUAAGCUAGGCCUGUGCUGACGAUAAAGUGAAAUACUAGAGGGUCUUCAGAAAACGGUUAGGCUGAAGAAUGAGGAAGCAUCCCUUUCUUCUAAUAACCUCAUCGUAUACAAUAAAAUGUCAGAAAUACAGAGUUACCACUAGUUUUACAUAUUAAUCUGAGUUUGUAAUUUAGUUUAUGGAAAAUCUUACCAAGAUCCGAGCAGUUUUGGUCACUGUAUUGAACAAGAUUGCCAGACCUAUGCAAAGAACUAGGAAAUGAACUGCCUGGUGGUUCCAACUGUAAAUCAACUUUAGCCAUUUACCUGAAAAGCAAAGUGUGAAACAAGGUGUAGUAAACACAGGAAGGCAAGUAAAGUAUGGACUCUUCAGUGCAAUGCUUUCAACUGUGGCUGGCUCAGUCCAGUGAGUUCAAGCCAAGGACCGCCGUGUAUAAUGUAAACCAUUAGCACUAUUGCCACUUGCUUUUCUGUUGGUGGCACUGCAGUCUGAACCCAAGGGUUCACACACAUGCAUCAUUAACCGUUUUACUUUGUGAGAAAGGGUCUUAAUAAACAACCCAAGCUUUGAAGUUGGAAUCCUUGUGCCCUGAAUACUGGGGUUAUAGCCACCAGGCUUGUCCCUCAUCCCCCUAAAGACAAGGUUACUGUAUAACCCUGGCUGGUUGGAAUUAUGUAGACUAGGCUAGCCUUGACCUCCAAGUCCUGCUCAGCUGGGAUUAGAAGUGUGUACCACCAUGCUGUCUUGGCCAAUUCUUUAAAAAAAAAAAACAAAAACCAAAAACUUUUCCGGUUAUCCCUCAGGUUAAGUCAGUCCUCUAGCCUGCCCUUCCAAGUACUUACUUUCAGCUUUUUUUCUGAGGUAUUUUAUUUCAAUCCCUGCCUGGAGUUUCCGUUUUUCCUUUUGACUACAUUUAGAUCUUGUGCUUUAAUAUACAUGGAAUUACUUAUGUUUCUAAAAUUGAAGAGUGAACAUGUCCUGGGUCAAUUUUUUCCCUCCCUCGGCCCCUUUGAGACAGGGUCUCAUGUAGCCUAGGCUAGUCUGAAGCCCGGCGUGUAGCUGAGGAUGACCUUGAGCUCUAAUCCCUGGCCUCCAUCCGCCCUGGGAAGAAGGCCUGUGUAUACUACUGUUCUCAGCUUUCACCUGCAUGAGUCUGGAGGCUUCCCAUGGGCUUGUUUCUCAUGUGUCUGCUGCCACUUCCUCUGCAGAUCAGAAAAUGCUUUGAGAAAAAGGCAUUGCAGUGCAUCUUUGAAGCUCACCUGGCUUACACAGUUUAUUGUUUUUAAGAUAUCUCCAGGGGGCUGAAGCGAUGGCUCAGUGGUUUAAGAGCAUGGACUGCUCUUCCAGAGGUCCUGAGUUCAAUUCCCAGCAGCCACAUGGUGGUUCACAUCCAUCUGUAAUGGGAUCUGAUGCCCUCUUUUGGUGCGUCUGAAGACAGCUACAGUGUACUUAUAUAUAAUAAAUAAAGAAUUCUUUAAAAAAAAAA
This is a messenger RNA of Rattus norvegicus (Norway rat), 3267 nucleotides long. It is a transcript of the gene Nkiras1, whose product is annotated as NFKB inhibitor interacting Ras-like 1. The transcript is spliced from 5 exons. Gene Ontology annotation, molecular function: GTPase activity; GTP binding. Lineage: Eukaryota; Metazoa; Chordata; Mammalia; Rodentia; Muridae. The coding region runs from base 302 to 880 and encodes 192 amino acids. Gene Ontology annotation, biological process: negative regulation of canonical NF-kappaB signal transduction. The record is from RefSeq and is marked validated.